Nezara viridula (southern green stink bug) is the source of this 202-nucleotide messenger RNA. The record is from the annotation of a GenBank genome assembly. NCBI's taxonomy places the organism in Eukaryota, Metazoa, Arthropoda, Insecta, Hemiptera, Pentatomidae.
AUGGUCUGCUCUCCAAUUGGAACCUGCAUUCAUCUUCAUGAAAAGCUAAUAUCUUUGUGGCUUUUAUUAUGGAUGAUUCUAUUUGUUUCCAGGCUUUCAUGGGUCUAGAACUAUUCCAAGAUAUGUUGGGUGGUCCUCCUUUUUGAUUUUGGUGAGGUCCAACUUGAGGUUCAGGUCUGCUCGAUUUUUGGAUGGAGAUUAA